AUGGCAGCCGAAAUCAAGCCCGCGCCCGGGAUGAACCAGGACAAGUUCAGCUCCAAGAAGCCUAUACUUCUGUCGAAGCUCGAAGGUUGCAAUGACGACGUCAAUGCCGCCGUUAUCAUUCCCAGGGUUGACGGCGUCAUCAGCGUCUGCGACGACAGAACUGUCAGAGUUUGGUUGAAACGUGACUCAGGACAAUACUGGCCAAGCGUAUGCAUGUACAUGGUUGCAGCACCAAUCUCUCUUGAUUUUUGUCCUGAAACCAGACAGCUGUUUGUUGGAUUAGAUAAUGGUAGUAUAAAUGAGUUUUUAUUGGAAAGCGAUUACAAUCGUAUGACAGCCAUUCGAGAAUACAUGGCUCAUCAAGCAAGAGUUGCUGCAGUAGUUUUUUCUUUGAGCUGUGAAUGGGUACUUAGUAUAGGUAGAGACAAAUUGUUCCAGUUCCACAGUACUGAAAAUGGAAAGGAUCACAUCAAAUAA
Molecule: messenger RNA, 477 nt
Organism: Phymastichus coffea
Lineage: Eukaryota; Metazoa; Arthropoda; Insecta; Hymenoptera; Eulophidae
Product: WD repeat and FYVE domain-containing protein 2-like
Exons: 3
Coding region: 1-477 (158 amino acids)
Molecular function (GO): protein binding
Source: RefSeq, a predicted model, not a curated record